AGAAAGAUGGCGGCGUCUCUGCAGCUCAACAAACUCUUUGCUGUUGUGACAGGUGGCGGAAGUGGUAUCGGAAGAGCCGUAUGUCAUCGAUUUGCAAAAGAAGGUGCCAGCGUUGCGGUGGUGGAUAUAAACAGUGACCAUGCACAAUCCACAGCAAAUGAUCUUGCCGUAACUCACGAUGAAUGCAAACAUGCAGCAUUUACUGCAGAUGUGUCCUCAACGUGGUCAGUUAAACAGCUCACUGAAAAUCUUUUGAGGAGUUAUAAAAACACACCCACCAUAUUAGUCCAUUCGGCCGGCAUCACAAAAGACAGUUUUAUGGUGAAAAUGGAUGAAAAAAGUUUUGAUGAUGUCAUUUCAGUCAAUUUAAAGGGUACGUUUCUAGUUACGCAAGCCAUUACCAAAUUGAUGAUUGAUAAUAAAAUAAAGCAUGGAUCAAUUAUAACUAUGGCAAGCAUAUCUGGAAGGGUUGGAAACCUUGGUCAGUGUAACUAUUCAGCAUCUAAAGCUGGUGUGGAAGGGUUUACUAAAACUAUAGCAAAGGAACUAGCAAGACAUGAUAUCAGGUGUAAUACUGUUGUACCAGGAUGGAUACAAACACCAAUGACAGAAGCUGUGCCAGAAAAGGUCAUGACAAAACACUUAGGUAUGGUACCCCUUGGCAGGCUUGGCCAACCAGAAGAUGUCGCUGAUGUGUGUCUAUUUUUAGCCUCAGAAAAAAGUAGUUAUAUUACUGGAGCCAGUAUUGAAGUGACAGGUGGACUCUUCAUGUGAAUAAUGUAAUUGUGGGAAUGUUGCCACAACAGUCUAUGGGUCAUCAACUGUGGUUGAAUGUGAUGAUGUAAUCGAUAGCUCUACGUAGACUCCAGAUAUGAACACAGACUGGACUGUCUGCUGUAGCAAUCCAUGAAUACUGUCACGGCAUUUUCAGAUUUCCACUAACAAAACAUGCCAAGAAUUGUGGUUGUCUUUGACUGCAUGAAAAUCGAUGAAAUUGCAUGUAGCUUUUUAUCCUGCAUUAUAAGGAAAUAUACAAACUGCAAACUUUGACAGUUUAGUUGCCAGUAUUUCCUCUUUAAAAAUUGUCAGAGCAUAUUAUUAUUAUCAACAGCAUACAAGUAUAAAAUUAAUUGAAAGAAAGGUUAUCAGAUUGGUUACUUGGUGGGGAAGGAGAGGGAAGAUUGAUUGUUACUUUGGGAACCCUGGCUGAUAAGAUAUUUAUACAAAAUCCAUGCUUAGUAAGCAUGGGGAAUAGGGUUUGCAGGUUGUAAUUUAGAGAUAGAAAUUGUAUAUAUUGCCAGAAUUGUAAGAACACUCCAUUGCUAACUACUAAACAUUAGCAAUUUCAAAUUCUAAGCUGUUGUACUGACUCUCAUACUAAAAGUUUUGCAGUUCUUUUUAUUAUUCAAAAAUGCCAAAAUCCAUUCACUCGACAUUUUUUAAUCAAAUAUUAUCAACUGCUUGAAAAAGUUUGUUUUGGCAAUUUAGAAAAAAAAAAUAUUAGUGUAAUCUGCUUUCUUGUAAUAGCUAUUUUUUUUAUUGAAAUAAUAUGUACUGUUAAAAUAUUUGCAAUAGAUCACAUGCAAUGUUGUUUUGAUGAAUUUGGAUUUCAAGUUGAACAAUAUAUCAAAACUAACAUUUUGCUGAUUGAGUUUUACUUGGCUACUAUCUUUGAUUUUGUAUAUUCUGCGCAAGAUGGAAUGAAAUUAAUCAUACUCUUUAAUAAAGAAAAUGUUGAUUUU
This is a messenger RNA of Saccoglossus kowalevskii, 1742 nucleotides long. Its product is annotated as estradiol 17 beta-dehydrogenase 8-like. The record is from RefSeq and is marked validated. Lineage: Eukaryota; Metazoa; Hemichordata; Enteropneusta; Harrimaniidae. Gene Ontology annotation, molecular function: quinone binding; oxidoreductase activity, acting on the CH-OH group of donors, NAD or NADP as acceptor. Gene Ontology annotation, biological process: fatty acid biosynthetic process.